Molecule: messenger RNA, 1884 nt
Organism: Closterium sp. Yama58-4
Lineage: Eukaryota; Viridiplantae; Streptophyta; Zygnematophyceae; Desmidiales; Closteriaceae
Source: the annotation of a GenBank genome assembly
AUGCUGGAUGUUUUAAGCAAAUUGUCUGGUCCGGAGAACCUUUCGCGAGUUUUGAGCAUGACCUACCAGGCUGCGAGUCUCAGCUUCCGUUACAGUCACUCCACCACUCUCUCGCUAGACGCGCAUCCCUCCUUACUGUCACGCCUCCCCUGCAUGGCUCCAAGCGUACUCUUGGGCUUGCCUGGGCCAUGGGCCAAGGACGAUCGUGAGCCGUCCGAUCAUUACACCACCAAGAUCGGCGGCUUACCUGACUGGCCCCCCUGGGCGGAUCACCCGCCGCCGCAUCUGCUGCAGUGCGCUCUCUGCAAUGGGCCGCUCUCCCUCGUGCUGCAGGCCUAUGCCCCGCUCUCCCUUCCUGCAGCAGCAGACGGUGCAGCAGCAGGGGUGACACGUGGCAGCUUGCAAGUGGAGGAGCGGGUGCUGUACAUGUUCGCGUGCGCCAAUGGGGGAAGAGAUGGGGAAAUGGGGGAAAAUGAGGAAAAGGGGGAAACGGUGGGGGAGGCUCUAUCCGCCCUCCCUCCCUUUGGGGACCUUUCCUCUGUGUUUGGGGACGUGGUGGUGGGGGAAAGCGCGGGCGCAGGGGGAGAGGGGGAGGUUGGGGAGGUGGCGGAGGAACUGGGGGGGAUGGAGCUGGAGGAGGAAGGCGGAGAGCAAGGGGGGCAAGUGGAGGGGGAGGUGGCGGAGGGGGAGAAGGGGAAGGGAGAGGGGCGAGUUGGGGGGAAAGUGCAGGGAGAAGUGGCGGGGAUGAGUGGGGGGGGAGGAGGAGGAGGAGGAGGAGGAGGAGGAGGAGGAGGAGGAGGAGGAGGAGGAGGAGGAGGAGGAGGAGGAGGAGGAGGAGGAGGAGGAGGAGGACACAGAGGGCCGUGUGCUGCUCAGGCUCAGGGUUGGCGAAUCAUUCGGCUGCAGCAGCUUCCCUCAAAGCAACCACCACGAGAAGAAGCAGCACCAGCAACCGCAGCACCAGCAGUGGCAGCAGCGGUGACAGCGUCGUCAUGGGGAGAUGCAAGCUCGUGGGAUGGAUGCAGUACAGCAGCAGGAGAUAGCUGGGGGCUCACACCCCCACCCUCAGGUGCCUCAGGUGCUUCAGGUGCCUCUUCAGGUGCCGCUCCCACAGCAGGGUCGGAUUGGGGAGCAGCAGCAGCGGGAGGGUGGGGCACUGGCACUGGCGGAUGUGACAGUAACGAGUUGGGGUCCACAGUGGUAACCCCCCCGCUUGCAUCUCUUGACGCUCUCUCCGCGUCCCUCAGUGCUGCUGCUGCCAAGGCCGCUGCUGCCGGCAAUGCUGCUGGGGAGGCAAACGCAGCAGGGAGGAGGGAGAAAACGGCAGUUACAGGCAGGGAAGGAGCAUCGACACAGGCGACAUCGUCAAAUGCAAGUGCGGUAGGAGAAGCAAGCAUGGGCAUGGGCCUGGGCCUGGGCGUGCUCCGAUUGCUCCCGUGCUUCUAUCUGUACUCGGAGGAAGAGGAGGCAAUAGGCAGAGGCAGAGGCAGGGCAGCAGCAUGUGUUUCAACAGCAACAGAAGAGCCUGGCUUGAGAGGUGGGGCGGAGGGGGUGGCAGCGAUGCAGGUGGAGGGGGAGCGGUGGGAGGGCGAGGGGUAUGAGUACGACCAGGCGCGCACAGUGGGUCGGCCUUACCUGCGCUUUAAGAAACGCCUCGACAAGCAGCCCCAGCAGUGUGUCAGGUAUCGCUUCAAUGGCCAGCCCAUCUGGCCCUGUGACCCGCCUCCCCUCCUCCCAGAGGCUUCCCGAGCCUGCCCUUUGUGCCACGCCCCCCGCGUGUUUGAGCUGCAGCUCAUGCCGCCGCUGCUCUUCUUCCUGCUGGAGGCUCUCAGGGAGCGGCAGGAAGGGGAGGGUGAGAGUGGUGGAGUGGGAGUGAUGGAUUAA